This is a messenger RNA of Oncorhynchus gorbuscha (pink salmon), 2403 nucleotides long. RefSeq lists its product as uncharacterized. The transcript has 7 exons. The record is from RefSeq and is a predicted model, not a curated record. The coding region runs from base 77 to 1957 and encodes 626 amino acids. Lineage: Eukaryota; Metazoa; Chordata; Actinopteri; Salmoniformes; Salmonidae.
UAGACGUUUUGAAUUCAUUUGAAUCGUCAUAGUUAUCAGUAGUUGUGACCAGGUUUCACAAAAACAAGUGUUUAAAAUGUCGGUAACGCGUGUUUUGCAUCAACGGAUAAGCUCUGUCAUGGGCAUAUUAGCCUCAGCUGCUGUGACCGAGAUUUGCAAAUUAGUGGACGAUUGCUGUGGAGCGUUACGUGUAGAAGUCUCUCAAAGCAAGGAGCAAAUCCUAUUGCUAGAGAAGCAACUCAGCCUGGCGGAGUCGAGGUACAGGUCGGUGAGUGGCAAAGGGCUGACGCCUGUCACCGGCGACUCACCAAUAAUCAACAGUUCGUCGAGCGAUUCACCCGCGGCGAAUGCCGAUGAUGCGGACGAAGAGGAAGUUAACACUCUUGAGGUGGACGGUGUCAAUGGCAAUCAGCACGCUCUGUGGAAAGAGGUAUCCACAGCACCAACUGAUGAGGCUGGGCCCCUCACACUGACCCCUGGCCCCAUAGUCAGUUCCAAUGAGGACACUGGGCCCCCCGCAAUGACCCCUGACCCCAUAGUCAGUUCCAGUGACAUACCCAGGAAGCAACAUAUUACCAGUUUCCGAGUUGGUGAAACUCCCAAGAUACAACCGUGCACCACGUGCUGCUCCCUCUACCACUGCCCCUUCUGCCGACCGUCUGCGUUCAAACCCAACGAGUUACACCGGAUCAUCCCACACAUCCAGAGCCACCUGAAAAGUGCAGUUCAGAAUGACGAGUACAUCGUCUACAACUGCAAACUGACGUGCAGAGACUACCCUCACUACCACUGCAGCUAUUGUGACCAUGUACUCUGCAGAAAAGCGUUGUUUAUAGAACAUUUCAGAGCUUGCAGAAAGCGGAACGGGACUCAAAGACCUGCCCGUGUUCAAGCUCAAUCUCCAUCUGUUGCUCCACCCCUCCAGCAACAUCCCUCUCCAGCCCAGAGACCUCUCGCCCAUUCAACAUCCACACCUGUCCUGCCUCUCACAUUUAUACCUGCUGUCCCUUCCAGCUCCAGACCUGCCACCCCUCCGAGCUUACCAGUCGCUCUUCAAACUCUAAACACAGACACACCUCCAAUGGAAAAACCAGAUGCUUCUUCCAGUCACAAUCCGGUCACACGCCAGGAUUCGGAACCCUCCUCGCCCGAAGUGUACAGCUGCCCUCCUACGCCGCUGAUUGAGACCGAGAGACCGCAAAGACCUUCCCAAAGGGACGCAGUUCCUGUACAGACUCAGUGUGACCACUGCGGCAUCAUCCUAAACAAGAAGAACUUCAAGGUUCACAUGAAGAGGAAACACCACGAAGAGUACAUCGCUGCGGAGAACGAGGAGGCCCUGAGGAGAUACCUGGCCGAAUCCAAGAUGGACGUGCCACCCUGGUGCCGUACCACCAAGGUCCAGUGCGAUCUCUGCGGAAUCAGACUGAACAAGAAGAAUUUCAAGAACCACAUGAAGAGGAAACACAAGGUGAACGUGACGGCGUCGGCCUUCCAGGAAGCUUUCGACCGGUGCCUGGGCGAACAAGGCCUGUUGGUGGUCGAGAGCUCGUUGCCCGGCUACACUUAUACUAGGACGCAGGAAAGAGGAAGGCGGAGGGAAGAGCGUGACAAUGACCUCUUUCCGGACAUCGACAUGGAAGAAGAACAAAGCGACAGGUUCCCGGACACUGGCGCACUACUGGCCCAGGAAACGGACAUGGCAACCCAGCAGUUGCAAGGAGAGAGAGUGCUGACUGGAAUGAAUGCUCAGAGGUACCAUGGUCUGGGGAAACCUCAUCUCCUGGAGCUUCCUCUUGAGUCGCUGGUGUGGAUCUUCCGGGACGUACUGCGUGUGGAUGGAAAGAGAGGCUACUGGAACCUGUCUCUGGUCUGCAGAACCUUCAAUGCCAUCCUGACAAAUGAAAUCAUCAGGAAGUACUCCACAGGGAAGAGAUCUGAUCCUGAACCCCUGUAGUUACUUAGAGGAGAAGCCAGUACAUUGUGCUUACAGGUUACUGUGAAUGACAUAAUGUGCUAAUAUGCUCACUGCAUACACACCUAUUACCAAUGUUAUUACUACCAAUGUUUAUUUUUUUAUUUACAACGUUCUCAUUUAUUGUAAAAACAAAAAGCAAAAUGGUAUCUAGUUGUUUUGCUAUCGCUGAGGACUAUCUGAAAUCCCAUUGGCUAUUUAUCCAUUCUAUAUUCAGAUUUUGUAUAUAUUUUUACUGUUAGUGUUCAGAGUUAGAGUGCAUUCUCAGUGUAGUGCUUCAGUUAUUUUGGAGACUACUAACCCUUAGCCUACUCAACAAAUUACUUACUUUUAAUUGAUGGAAUGUAUUUAUUCCUUUAUAAUUCAGUUGUAUUCUGAUUUUGUAUUUUUGUACUUGAACUAAAUAGUAAAAUCAUUUUUGGAUGACA